CUCAUAAGGAAUUUGACCAUUACAAGUGUCUUGGAUUUUGUUUCGGAUUUUAUCUCCUAAGAGCCGGGGUAAACCGGCUAAAAACUUUACUUUCCAAAAUGGUUGAUUUCCAUCUUCUCUAUGAAUAACCCUAGUUAAAAAGGUAUCUUUGUACCAUCGGAAGUCAUGAAACUUUUUACAAUGAAGAUUAGAAAGUAGUUCGGCAUUUUUAUCUUUUAGAUGUGAAGGAUCUCCAAUAAAAUAUUUUGAAAUGGCAAAAAUCAGAGAUGCAACUGCAUCUUGAGAAGAUUGAUUAUUGGAGUCUAAAAUAGGAGUUCCAGAAGAAUCACAUUUGACAGCUGUAAAAAUAGUUCUCUGGUCUUCUGCGGUUAAGAUAUUAUCCCACCAACCCUUUAAUUGACCAGCAAAGCCGGCUAUAAGUAGUUCAGCUAUAGCGUCAUCAGAAGUUUGAUUUUGUGUUUUGUAAGCAUUAGCUACCAUGGUCAUUUGUUGAAGAAGGUCCAAAAUUUGAUAUUCUGAAAAUCCAUCAAGAUUCCAUUCAUAAAUAUAAUUGGAGUUGUAUUUAUUUUGGAUAAUGGUGGGUUUCUCUUCGAGAGCUAAAUCAGGUGUUGUGGGACGUGGGUAAUACAUCUUAGAUGCAGAGGGUUGGUUCCAUCAGAGAUGAUUGAUUUCUGUUUCAAUAUGACCUUCUUGGUCUUGAAUUACUUCGGCUGAGUCAUCGGCGAUUUGAUCCUCGUUGCUCGUGGAUUUUGAGUCAGAAAUAUAAGGAGUCUUAGAAAUGGAUAGUUGUGUAGAAAGUUGUUUAAGACGUUUUUUCUAUUUCAAGCUUAAAUUCAAGACUAGAUUCUUUAGAAACUUCAAAAGGUUUGAAAAUGGGGGAAUUAAGUUUGUUGGAAGGAGGAAUAGGAGUAUUUGAAGUAGACGCAAAACACAGAGGUAAACUGAUUUCAACAUUAGUAAGUUGAUCUCCUAGGUCUGAAGAAAUCGGUUUGUAUAAUUGUUUUGUUCAAUCAGACGUCGAAUGUCUUCUCCUUUGACAUGGUCACUAUUUUCUCAUCUUAAUUUAAAAGGAGAGGCUUGAACUGCUGUUCCAUAAUAAGAAAAAUUAACAGGAGCAUUAGGGGGGUGAAUAGAUUGGAUCUUAGAGUUAUUAGUAGUUAACCAAGUCAUAGGCUUGGUUUGAACAUUUAUUGAAGAUUGAGAAAAGACUUGUUCGAACCAAUUAAAGAAAGAAUGGUGUUCUCGUAUAUUAUUGAGAUAAUCAUAGAAAGAGUUCUGUAUAAGUACACGUUCUUCUUUAGAGUGAUCAGUAAAAAAUUUCUCGCGUUUAAAACGGUUUCGUUGGGAAUAGAAAUCAUGGCGAAGAAAUUCUUUGUUGAUUUUGAACUCUUGUGUAAUGACAUCAAGAGCAGAAGGGAUUUCGUUUUCAGGAAAUGCAGCUUGUGAGGCAGUAGGAGACAUAUUUGGUGUUCUCGAGGUAUUUAUAUUUGGAAAAAGAGUUGUGGGAGGUGGUGGAGUAUAAACUGGCUGAGGUAUGUUGUUGGAGUUAUUGAUUCCUCGUAGAUCAUAGUUGAGUGUAGAGUAGGUAUGUCGAGUGGGUGUAGAUAUGGGAGAAAGAUUUCUACAAGAUUGGCUUCUAAGAAAAGUAUUGAUGCGCUGUCGAGCAUCGUCUGUCAAUUCAAGGUCUAUAUCAGAAAUGCUAGAGAUGGAGUUCCUAGCAAAAGAGAUGUUUACAGUACCAUCAAGAUGUUGAGUAAUUUGAUUAACCUGACAAUGGUCGAUGCUUCUGGGAAUGGUAGCUCCUUCAAGGGUCCAUUGUGUAGGAAGAGUAACUUCUCCCCAUUUGAUAGUUUUGGGAGUAACAGUGUUAGUACGAGUUAAAUCAGUUUGCCAAAUUAUAGUUUCUCCUUUUGUACCAUAUUGAAGAGCUUUAGAAGAGAAAGCAGAUUUCAUAGCUUUAUAGUCUAAGCGGUAAACCAAAGAGAUAGGUAAAGAUCCUUGUUGGAUUUUAUAGUUGAAAGUUUUUAUUUGUAGGGUUAAAACAUCUAAAAUAUUUUUGUCAUGAAGAGAGACAGUAAAGUUUGGAAAACAAUUGAAGUAAAUGGGGCCAUUACAAAGACUUGAUUCAACAGUUCCAAGUAAAGAGUCGUUAAACUCAAGAAACCGACAAUCUCGUAAAACCAUUAAAAUAGUAGUAUUAAGGCCUUCUUUGGAUAGAGGCUUAAUCCCUACUUGAACUAACCCAAUAUGGAUAUAGUUGUACUUCUUUUUGUGUUGUUGAAUAGAAUUUUGAGACAAAAAUUUGAUAGUUUCAUAAUCAUUGAAAAGAUGAAUAUCUCUUUCUUCGAUUUUGAUGGUAUAAUCCAUUUUAUUGAGGAAGUUAAAUUUGCUUUGCUCAUAAAUUUCCUUUUGGGCAAUCCUAGAAAUUUGCCAAUUAUCAAUUUCUUUACAGACAGUUUCAAAAUUAAUUUCUUCUUGGUUGAUCACACGGUUCCCGGUGAUGUCAGAAUUAGAGGAAGAAGAGGAAGGUCUAAAAAUCGAACUCAUGACUAGAGGAAAGAAAGGUAAACAAAGGCUGGAUCUAACUUACAGGUGAGAUAGGUUAACGGCCAAAGACGGUCUUACAACUCUCUCACAAAGGACUCAACUAGGAUCUAACCAUGGGGUACCCAUCUCUCAACUAAUACCAGUAAGGACGAUCAACCUGAUGUUGUUUUUAUGCCAAAAAGCAUUGGGAGUAUAAGCACAAAUAGAGCUUUCAAUGUGCUCUUUUAAAGAGUUUAUUCGUUUUUGCAAAAGAGGUUGAGAAAGCUGUUGUAAGAUUCGCUGCAAAUGUAUCUCAUCAUGCAAAUAAGAUAUUUGAUUAGUUUUACAAUGAAUUAUAUGAUGUAUAUAUUUUAUAGAAGAACGUCGUAAAACAUUUAGGUUUCGAACUUUUGGUUUUUGGAGAAAUGAGAAUUCAACUUUGUUUCCUAACACAACAGUGUUAAUUCCUUGGUCGGUGAUGGUAAAAGGUUUUAGAAGAUUUAGAAAAGGUGUCCCUAAGAUCACCUUUUGUUGCAUGUCACGUACUAGGAUAAAAUGAGUUUUGAAUUCAACAUUUUGAUGGCAAAUUAAAGCAUUAGAAAGUUUAUAUUGUAUUUGAAGAGGUUGAGAGUUAGCGGUAGAUAGACGCUCGAGGGUCUUUUCAUAGUACUUAGUUGGAAUUAAUCCUUCUUGGAUGCAGUGCAUGUCUGCUCCUGUAUCAAGAAGGGCCACUGUCCUUAAAGUAAAAUUAGAAGAAACCUGAAUAUUAAUGAUAACAUACCAUUUUUGGGUAGUAAUGGUAGAUAAAAAAACAUAGAAAAUCGUCAUCAGUUAGCAUUUCCUCUGUUUCUAAACUAUUGGUUGCGUGAGGAGUUUCAUCUAAAAAGUUUUUGGGGCUAGAUGUUGAUGGCUCUUCUAAAGGUUUGAGAGCUAUUAAAGUUUGUAAUAUUUCAUGAUCACUAUUUUGUAACUGUCAUAAUUGUACCAUAUGGUAUUGACUGGUAAUAACUUACAAUUUUUUUUUGUUUCAAAGAAUAUCAAAGUGGAUAUCAUUUUGAAGAGCAAAAUUAAUAUGAUCUAACUGUGCAAAAAAUUAAAUUCCGAGUUAAAACGAGUGAGAAAUCUUCCGUUAAAGAUUAAGUAAAGGAAAAUUAAAGUU
Linum trigynum is the source of this 3685-nucleotide messenger RNA. NCBI's taxonomy places the organism in Eukaryota, Viridiplantae, Streptophyta, Magnoliopsida, Malpighiales, Linaceae. The record is from the annotation of a GenBank genome assembly.